AAACGUCGAGCCGACUGGAGGUCUUCUACUAAAGUCCAGUCCGCAAGGAUCAGCGUUAUCAGUUUGUUGUUAAGUUUGCUUAGUUCCCGUUCUACGUUCUCCGUUUUCUGUUGCCCAAGUUCAAGUUUUAAGUUAAUCAAAAUAAAACCCCCACCAUCGAUGCAAUGGCCCAGACACAGACACAAACGCAAACGCAAAUGCAAUCCCACUCGGAAACCGAGAAACUCAACCAUCCGCACAGCAUUGGCAUCCAGCUGCAGCACAAGGGGAUGCCCCACGGGCUGGGUCUGCUGACCACGGUGGCCUCGCUGCCUCCGAAAUACCGCAGUCGCUACCUGAACCUGAAAACCAGGUGCGAAAUACCACUGGAUCUAACGGUGAAGCUGCCCUCGCCGCUGCCCAGCAGCGAUGUGCCCAUGGCGGCCACAUUUACGGAGGUGUAUAGCGAAAAUGUGGUGGAGGUUCCGCAGGAAGAGGCAGCCAAAGUGGAGGAGGAGCAGCAGCAGGUGAAACCCCCAACGCCACCGCAGAGUCCAUCAGGGAAGCGCAAAUUGAGCUGUGACGAUGAUGGACACCCCGCUAAAAUGGCCAAAAAGGAGGAGGUGGAGGAGGAGGAGGAUGAGCAGCCCAUCCCAACAGUAGAAGCCACGCCAGCGAAACCUGUCAAAGUGGCGGACUCGGCUCCGAAAACCAGCAAGGCCUCCACUUCCUCUGGGAAACCCUCCCGCAAUAAGGCCACCCGCAAACUGAAGUUCGACGAGGAGACCAGUUCACCUGUGUCCGGUACGAUUAUCCGACCGCUCGAGGACAUCACCGAUGGUUCGAUGCAGUACAGCAAUGGUGACAUUGAUCCCAAAUACAACAUUGUCGAGAUCACAGAGGAAACCAAGGCAGAGUUGGCGGCCAUCAAGAACGUGAUUGGGGACUAUGUGUGCCGUUUGUGCAAGAUUAAGUUCGAGGAUGCCUUCGGUCUGGCCCGUCACCGGUGUGCCUGCAUAGUCCUGCUGGAGUACCGAUGUCCCGAGUGCGGAAAGCAGUUCAAUUGUCCUGCCAACCUGGCCUCCCAUCGCCGUUGGCAUAAGCCGAGAAAGGAGGCGGCCAAAAAGGAGAAUCGCAAUACCAUUAACCAACAACAGCAGCAGCAAUCGCAGCAGCAAGUGGAGAAAAAAUCAGCAUCGGAGGAUCUGGCAUUUGACUGCCAGGAGUGUGGCAAGAAAUUCAAGAGGGCCGCCUACCUGAGGAAACACCAACUGACCCACCAGAAGAAGGAAAAGUCGGGGGAGAAAGUGGUGGAAAUGUUGCCGCCAGCCAGUACAACUACCAUAACAGGCAGUUUCCACUUCAAUCAGGCGGGAUCUUCGGGGGUUUCCACCUCCUCCUCCGCCAGCAGUUCCCAUUCCGACGAGGGUGUCUAUGUGGUGGGGGCCAAUACGAGAAGUAACUACGACUACGACAACGAUUACCUCUCGGACUCAAGCUCCUCGGCCUCAUCCGCGGGAUAUGGUCGUCUGCAGAUCGUGGAACAUGGUCUCACGGAGGAGGAGAGCAUUGCCGCCGCUGCCCUCACGAACUUAAGGAACUGCGCUUCCGUCAUUCAACACACCACCAUGGCCCAUUGAAAUCGAGUGAGAGUUUUAAUGUUAAGUUUAGUUAUUAGUUGACAACCCCCAAAAAAAAUCCUUUUCGGGGGUCAAUGCAGCUGAAACAGACCAAAGAAUUAGUUUUAUUCACGGAAAUUUCAGUUUCCUCUUCAUAUUCUUAGUUAGGUAUAAAGUUUAGUUCUUAAACCGAUUUAGUUUCGUUCGCAAAAUGAGUUCAAUUCUAGUCAGACUCUGAUUUGUAUCCGUACUUCGGUCCACAUUCCAUAGGUACUUUAGUUCUAGUCAGUGAAACCAAAGAAUCUUGGCACUAGUCAGCUUCAAAAAGAUCUCUCGAAAAAGGUGUCUCAUAAGUACCAGGCAGGCAUUUUUUGUAGUCCUUAGUUUUAGAUAGUUUAGGAACUUUUGGGAGUGCAAUGAACUAAACAAAAGAACCAAAGAAAACAACCAAAAAUUCAUUACUAACCAUUUUCAUACUCUAUCCACCCUACUCCAAUAUCAACUACUUAUAAAAAUACCAAAGACUCAAAACUAACACUCUUUAAACUACAUCUGUCACUCAUAUUUCAUUAAUUCCUAUUACAUUUCUCAAACUUCAACUUUCAUAAAUCAUUCAUCACUCCUUUCUUUAAUCCCCCACUUUCCUUAUUUCUCAUCAUCUCAUAACAUCCUUCACACUUCCGAAAUUCAUUCUUCAUGACUUUUCUCAUUCUCAUACUCAUCUUUUCCCGAUCAUCUUUAUCACUUUAUCUCUGAUUUUUCGCAAAUCAUCUCCGUACUAAUAUCCAUACCCAAAAUUCAACCCUUUUACCAAAAUAUUUCGUGUCAUUCUAGUCAUAAGUUCUUGCAUUCUUUCUAGUCAUUUUAGGCAAAUAAUUUCUAUAAGUCAGCUUCAUUUCGAUCUUACUAAGUUUGUACAAACAUAUAUCAUUCUUCAAUUUCGGAUACAGCUUUAGUCAUGUUCUGGUUAUAUACCGAAACCAAAAUUCAGGCAAAAUUGUGCAGUAAUAGAUCUUAAGUUCAAAUCAAACCAAAAAAGCAAAACCAAAUCCUAGUUUAAACAAAAAUCCAAACCCAGUGUUAGGUGAACCAAAGUCGAGUGUGAGCUCUAGUCAUUUUUUAGGCUCCUAAGUGAGGGGAAUCGAGUAAUUCUCAGUUUAAUUUAAUUUAGUUUAGUUAGGCAUAGAAAACGGACAUUGGACCAGCGUCUCACUACCAGUCAAAGUAUUGAACAGUACAACCUAGCUAUAAAGGCCCCAGGCUUCAGAACCGGCGGUUGUGUACUUAAAGCAAUAAAAUAAGAAAUCCCUUAAUCGGGGGCAAUAUCACAGCGCUAUUGUUCCUUAGCAUCUGUAUAUGUAAAUUGGUUGUAACCGCAGAGUACAACGAAAUGGGAAACUUUCGCUCAAUUUAGGAAUUAAUUACCAAUAAGCUAUAUCAUAUGGAACCAUAUCGGUUGAGAUUUUGUGAUACUAAAUGCUAAGCCUAAAGUUUACAAGAGAAUCGUUGUGCUCGUUGUGCAGUAACAAUAAGCAAAAACAAAACAGAUCUUUGUACCAAAUAUUUUUAUAUGUAAUAUAUCCUUAAGAAGUAAAUAUUUUUAUACAAAAAGAAAAACUUUGGAAAGAACAUAAAAAUUGUAAAUCACGAAACUCUUUUAUAGAAACUAAACACAAAAACGUAUUUUUCUAAAAAACCAAAUAUUUUUAUACAAACACACAUCUUUGAAAAGACCAUAAAAAUUGUAAA
Messenger RNA from Drosophila rhopaloa, 3347 nucleotides. RefSeq names its product transcription factor Sp5 (gene nerfin-1). Gene Ontology annotation, cellular component: nucleus; transcription repressor complex. The coding region runs from base 165 to 1619 and encodes 484 amino acids. Gene Ontology annotation, biological process: regulation of cell cycle process; neuron differentiation; negative regulation of transcription by RNA polymerase II. Lineage: Eukaryota; Metazoa; Arthropoda; Insecta; Diptera; Drosophilidae. The transcript has a single exon. Gene Ontology annotation, molecular function: DNA-binding transcription repressor activity, RNA polymerase II-specific; RNA polymerase II cis-regulatory region sequence-specific DNA binding. The record is from RefSeq and is a predicted model, not a curated record.